AUGCACUACGAAGAGCUGGAAGCGUUGGAUCCACGUAACCCCACAUAUACUACACGAAUCGAAACACCACCACCACAUAAAGUUGCGGUUUUAAUACUUGUGCAGCAGUACUUAAAAGUUAAGAAUGCCGCCACCGACGCAGGUGUCGCUUAUCCUUUACAGGCACGAAGAAAUUUUUGCAUGCUACUAUUAAAAUUGAUACAAUAUCCCGAUAUGACAUACAACGAUUUGUAUCAAUUACUCACAUCUCCACGGUAUAAAAUUAAUGCACUCCACUUGGAAAGUUUUGAAAAAGCCAUGUCCAAUAUUUUUACGCUUGGUAUUGAAACACUUUGUGAUUUUGCUGAGCGUCAAAAUUGGGACAAUCUUUUAUCUGAGGAAUUAGGCGUCAGUCAGUUUAGUAUUGUUGGACUGUAUAUUCGACGUGUUUGUGUUAUACUGGAGCGUAUGUCAUUUCCAGAAAUUAUGGCUUUAUAUAAGAAUAUUUGUUUAUAUUAUGAAAAAGGAGUACGCACACUCGCAAUUGGUCCACGUAGAGUUGGUGGUGCUCUAACUAGCGCACAGGAUAAUUUGUUUCCGCGUGCUGCUGGACGUGGAUCUGAUGAUCCUGGUAACACAUUAGAAGAAUCGGCCUUAGAUACUGAAACGGUACACCAAGAUCGAAAUCCUCAUAGUAAAUGGUCACCGAAACAAGCCGAUCUCUUUGUUGCACAGCAAUGCAAAUUGUUAGAAAAUAACGAACUGCGCGCUUUGCCUCCAAUAGAACUACAAACGAAAAUAAAUGAAAUAAUUCAGGAUAAUCCGCUAAACUCGCAAGCCUACUUUCUGGGCUACAUGAAUCAAUUAAGACUGCGAGAUUUCUAUGGAGCAAUGGAUGCACUCCAUCGCGCAUUUGAUCGCAGUCCCAUGCAGACAGCCACACAAUAUGAACAAAAAGGUUUCCAGUAUUUCAGUGUGAACUUGGCUGUGCUGCAUGCGUGUUUUGACCAUCGUCGCGAAGCAUUGAACGCACUUAAGGAAUGCAUUAUGCUAGCACAAGAAUGUGGCGAUAAACGUUGCCUGGAUUUAGCAAAUUCUUGGUAUUGUCUACUGAACAGCAACAAAAUAGACCCCUUUGAAAAGAGCUUGCCGGAUAUUCAAGACCCUGGCCUGGUGCAAUCAUUGUCAUUGGCUAUUCAAUAUGUUGUAAAAUUUGGCGCACAGUGCGGUUAUUUACCACUCGACCUCUUUGAAUUGCUGUUGAAGAGCGAUGAACUCAAUAAUAAGAAUUCAAUACUAGAACACGCUUCCGACUCUUUAGCUUUAAGAUCUGCACUUUGGUGUCUUUAUGGGCGUCAUGAAAUCUCUUCGCUAUAUGCACAAUUACUGCUGCAACUGAAAAAAACCUGGGCGUUUGGUGAUAUUGGUAAUUCCGAGAGUGUUAGUAAAGUACUCGCUAGUCUCUCAUUGUGGUUGAAUGUGCAGGGGGAACAUCAAAUGAGCGCAGUCGUACAAAGUCAUGCACGCAGUCGUUUUCCACGUCAUCCAAACGCUAAAAAUUGGAUGAUCAGCGAAUAUCACAUCGUCAUUCAGCAAUGUAUUUAUCGCUGCCGUUGGCAGGAAGCGCUCAAAGCUUGUAGUCAAUUGUAUUUGCUGGAUAAGAAUGCGGGAAAUCUACAACGUGCCGCCGUGUAUAUUGCGAAGGGAUAUUUCAAUACGGCCCGCCGUAUUAUUUGCAAAUUGCUACAGAGUGCGAACUUGGAUGUUCUGACGCAGGUUCGUGUUUUGGUCCUACAAGCAUACACGACGAUUGGUGAAGACACCGUAUCAUCCGAAACGGCGGAAUUUCUCAUUCAAGCUUCUGUAUUGGCCACAUCUGCCUACAUGGAGUACGAACAAGCUGUUAUAGAUAUGGUUUUAGCGCAGGCGCUGCUUAAAAUGAAAAUGCCACAAAAGGCUUUUCAAGCGGCUAAAAAUUGUAUGGAGAAAAUUUAUGAGAAUGGUGGUAUUUACGAUCGAGCAAAAAUGGAUUUCAUAUUCGUGUGCUGUAUGGUGGCAGCCAGCGAAAGCGAGGCGCGGAAACGAGUUAAUUUACAAAAUGGAAUUUCCAUUUUGGAGAGAGCUAUUGAAUGUUUUAAAAAAUUAGAAGCGCAUGCUAAAGUUUUGGACAUUUUUGUUUACUUAGCAAAAACAUAUCACGAACUUAAUCAGCUGGAUGAGCGAAACAAAUAUGCUUGCAAAUUCAAACACUAUUAUUCAGAGUAUCCCAUUGCAAGGGAAUACCUUGGAAUGGCUUUCUAGUUAUCGAAAAUUAAUUUUAAUUAUAAUUAGAUUUAGUGCAUACAUUUUUGUUGAAGCAGAACUGAAAAUAAAUUUUUCGA
Molecule: messenger RNA, 2360 nt
Organism: Bactrocera tryoni
Lineage: Eukaryota; Metazoa; Arthropoda; Insecta; Diptera; Tephritidae
Gene: ida
Product: anaphase-promoting complex subunit 5
Exons: 3
Coding region: 1-2280 (759 amino acids)
Biological process (GO): anaphase-promoting complex-dependent catabolic process; positive regulation of mitotic metaphase/anaphase transition; protein K11-linked ubiquitination
Cellular component (GO): anaphase-promoting complex
Source: RefSeq, a predicted model, not a curated record